UUUUCAGACGCCCGGAAAGAACGCAAUAUGAGACUUCACUUGUUCAUCUUUGCUCUGCUCUUGACAGUGAUGGCAGCCUUUGCGUACAAAUCUACGGUCAGAUCACCGCCUCCAGGUGGUUGGAAACCUUUCCCGACUUUUCCCGGUCAGGGACCUUACAAUCCGAAAAUUAAAAGAUAUUAAAGAUAUUAAACGAUGAUUUUUAUUAAUAUCUAUUUGUAUUAACAUCACGUACUGAAAAAUGAUGCAUCUAUUAGAACUGCUCUUGCUUUUGUAAAACGAUCAAUCAUACGUACAACAAAUGUUGAGAUAAGACGACAUAUGGAGAUUUUGUAAUAAAAAAUAUAAAUUCAAGUAUAAUCUAAA
Pogonomyrmex barbatus (red harvester ant) is the source of this 366-nucleotide messenger RNA. RefSeq lists its product as uncharacterized. Lineage: Eukaryota; Metazoa; Arthropoda; Insecta; Hymenoptera; Formicidae. The record is from RefSeq and is a predicted model, not a curated record.